UGCCGCGCGUCGCCCCCUUUGCAAACAGGACAGGCGGAGCAGCGUGUCUUUCAGAGACAGAGAGCUCUACCGCCUCUAUCCCGGCUCGGAACUAGCAAAUCCACUGGAUAAAGUUUAAUGUAAUCCCUGCAGACAGUCACUUUAAAAACCCAUUAUCUUUUCAAAGCUAAUCAGGUCGAAAGACGAGCUAUUCAAAUAAAGAAGGAACAGACAGCAGUUUUUAAUACCUAACGGGGACGACUUUUUUUAAAAAGUUUGAAACACUGCUUUAUAUUUAUAUAUCGUAACAGAUUGUUCUUUCUUUCAUUAUUCUUUUAACUUGGUGCGAGUUUACACUAGAAGGAAUAUGCCUCUCUCAAGAUCUCUCUCGAUGACCUCUCUGAAUGGCUUGCCCCAAUGGGAAGAUGAAGAUUUACCAGUGGAAGAUUUACUGCUUUUUGAAGUUUCUUGGGAAGUAACUAACAAAGUUGGAGGAAUUUACACUGUAAUCCAGACCAAAGCAAAAAUCACCGUUGACGAAUGGGGAGAGAACUUUUUCAUGGUGGGUCCGUACUACGAGCACAACGUGAAGACCCAGGUGGAGCUGUGUGAGCCGCCCAACCCUGCCAUUAAGAAGGCCAUGGAUGCCCUGCGGUGCAGUGGCUGUCAGGUGUAUUUUGGCCGGUGGUUGAUAGAAGGCAGCCCGUACGUAGUCCUGUUUGACAUCGGUGCCUCUGCUUGGAACCUGGACCGCUGGAAAGGGGAAUUCUGGGGUGCAGCAGGCAUUGGGCUUCCUUAUCACGAUAGAGAAGCGAAUGACUCCUUAAUCUUCGGGUCCCUAACAGCAUGGUUCUUUAAAGAGCUCACAGAUCAGUUUCAAGGGACGCCAAGCAUCAUUGCCCAUUUCCACGAGUGGCAGGCGGGAGCCGGGCUAAUACUGUGCCGCUCCCGCAAGCUGCCCUUAGCGACCAUCUUCACCACCCACGCCACGCUGCUGGGGAGGUAUCUGUGUGCGGGCAGUGCUGAUUUCUACAACAACCUGGACAAGUUCAACGUUGAUAAAGAGGCUGGGGAGAGGCAGAUAUACCACCGGUACUGCAUGGAGCGGGCUGCCGUUCACUGUGCACACGUCUUCACCACAGUGUCACAGAUCACUGCCAUCGAGGCUGACCACAUGCUCAAGAGGAAGCCAGACGUAGUCACUCCCAAUGGUCUGAAUGUCAAGAAGUUUUCGGCCAUGCAUGAGUUUCAGAACCUUCAUUCCACAAACAAAGGGCGGCUUCAGGAGUUUAUCCGCGGACACUUCUACGGGCACCUUGAUUUCAGUUUAGAAAAGACCCUGUUCUUCUUUAUCGCUGGGAGAUACGAGUUUAUGAACAAAGGCGCUGAUAUCUUCUUGGAGUCGCUCUCCAGAUUAAACUUCCUGCUCAGGGUUCAUAAGCGCGAUGUCACGGUCGUGGUGUUUUUCAUUAUGCCAGCCAAGACGAACAACUUCAACGUGGAAACAUUGAAAGGACAGGCCAUCCGGAAGCAGCUGUGGGAUACUGCUCACUCAGUUAAAGAGAAAUUUGGAAAGAAGCUGUAUGAUGCAUUGUUAAAAGGGGAAAUACCAGAUAUGAACAAGAUUCUUGACAGAGAUGACUUUACCAUUAUGAAAAGAGCCAUCUAUGGAACCCAGCGGCAAUCGCUGCCUCCAGUGACGACCCACAACAUGCUUGAUGAUUCCACUGACCCCAUUCUGAUCAACAUCCGACGCAUUGGCCUCUUUAACAGCCGGACAGACAGAGUAAAGGUUAUAUUUCACCCGGAGUUCCUUUCUUCAACCAGUCCCCUGUUACCGAUGGACUAUGAGGAGUUUGUCCGUGGCUGCCAUCUGGGAGUCUUCCCCUCAUACUACGAGCCCUGGGGUUACACUCCUGGUGAGUGUACAGUGAUGGGGAUCCCCAGUGUCACCACCAACCUGUCUGGAUUUGGCUGUUUCAUGCAGGAUCACGUAGCUGACCCAGCUGCAUAUGGCAUCUACAUCCUGGACCGCCGGUUCCGCUCCGCAGAUGAGUCCUGUAAUCAGCUGACCCAGUUCAUGUUUGGGUUCUGCCAGCAGUCCCGGCGUCAGAGAGUCAUCCAGCGGAACCGCACCGAGAGGCUCUCAGACCUGCUGGACUGGCGCUACCUGGGCCGGGUGAGGGAGGCUUAUUACAUGCAUGCACGGCACCUUGCGCUGAGCAGAGCCUUUCCUGACCUGUUCAAGAUGGACCCGACAGCCCCACCGCGGACGGAGGGCUUCCGUUUCCCCAGGCCGUCGUCAGUGCCCCCCUCCCCCUCGGCCUCCGUUCACUCAACCCCUCACCACAGCGACGAGGAAGAGGAGGGUAAUGAUGAGAGGUAUGAUGAGGAAGAGGAGGCUGAGAAGGACAGGCAGAACAUCAAGGAGCCCUUCACCCUGGGGGAGGUCCCGCAUGGGGAGUAUGGGAACAGAGAGCUACAACACUAGUGCUACCUUCAGGCAGCUUACACUGCGACUGCUGUGCAAAGCAUGACACACCUGCAGAGCCAGGACCCAGGGCUACUCGACAUCCACUGCAUUUCCCUCAUACUAAACUCCUUACCUGUUUAACAUACAAUUAUGUAUGUUCUGUGUGUUUCUACUGUAUAGUGCUGAGUCCAUAGCAAAGAAAGACUGUAGCAGAAACAAACAUAGAGAACAAUAGAGAAAAACACAUCAUAGGAUGUUAAUCGGGUAAGACACUGAAUAUUAGAAAAUUGUUGAUAAUCCCUUUAACCAAGAAAAGAAAGCAAAGGAAUUCUUACACAGGCCCAUAAAAUGGACCCAUAUCACCCAUUCUUUCUACCAAUGACACUUUAACCAUUCAAUCUUUCCAUCAGUAGUCUUUGGUGACUUCAGUCCGUCUGCAAUUUGUAAAAAAGUGGUAAUUGUGUUACUUUCUGUUAAUCUUUUAAAGAAAAAGUACAGAUAAGAUGCAAAGGGGUGAGAUAGUUUUAAAGAUUCUUCAGAAGGUUUUACUAAAACAAUGUUCCCUUGCAAAAUAACAUACCAAAAACUAAUGCAAUAAAAUAAUGAAUAUGUGACGAAGACUAUUAAUAUGACUUUGAUAAAGCAUGGUUUCCGUGCAACCCCUCACCCACCCCACAGACAAUCAUGGAAAUAAAAUGUCUUCUAGACGGGUACUCUCUGGGUCUAAUAAAUUAUAAUGAACCUGGAUGAGUCUGCAUGGUAAGACUGUGUAAGGACUAGGGCUUUCAACUGAUCAAAGAUGUCAGACAAAUUACAUAUUUUACAGGAAUUAUAAGAUGUGUGACUACAGUAUGCUGAACUAAUAAAAUAAGCUUC
This is a messenger RNA of Polyodon spathula (Mississippi paddlefish), 3328 nucleotides long. Its product is annotated as glycogen [starch] synthase, liver-like. Gene Ontology annotation, cellular component: cytoplasm. Gene Ontology annotation, molecular function: alpha-1,4-glucan glucosyltransferase (UDP-glucose donor) activity. The record is from RefSeq and is a predicted model, not a curated record. NCBI's taxonomy places the organism in Eukaryota, Metazoa, Chordata, Actinopteri, Acipenseriformes, Polyodontidae. Bases 347 to 2470 code for a protein of 707 amino acids. Gene Ontology annotation, biological process: glycogen biosynthetic process. The transcript has 16 exons.